GUAACUUACACUAAAUGUUGGUUGUAAUUGCAACACAGUCUAUUGGCAAAACUUCUCUUGUGUAACUUCAGAAGGUAUAUAUUUUUUUAUAAUUUAAUUACUUUAUCUGUCUAUAGAAGUGUGUAUGUUAAUUGGAAGUUUUUUUUCAUGCUAAUUCUUUACAGGGGUUUACUUGUAUUUCCAAUUAAGUAUUUUAGUGUUAAAGGAGUCUGUAAAGAAAGUAUUUGAAAACAUUAUCUGUUUUUUGAUGGCAUGCAACUCUGUGUAAACUUGAGAAACUGUGGUUUAGAGAAAAAAAAAAGCAGAAUUAGAGUACGGCCCACAGCAGACGUCCUUCAUCUCAGGGAUAACAGACUCACGGCAGGACUUUACAUUUAUUCCUUUCUAAACUGCUAAAGAAAAUGUUUCACUCGUUUGUUUUUCGCUGUUUGUGCUUUUGGCAGCUGGUCGGUGUGUUUGCUGAUUCAGGGACAGUGAAGUCAGUAUCAGUGAUGGAGGGAGAUUCAGUCACUCUACAAUCUGGUCUUACUCAAAUACAGGAAAAUGAUUUGAUAUACUGGUAUUCUGAAGAUUCAGGGAUUCUAAUAGCUCACAUUAAUAAAGAAGCUGGACACUUCAACAUCUUAAACAGACUGGAGCUGGAUCAUCAGACUGGGUCUCUGACCAUCAUGAACAUCAACAUUAAAAACUCUGGACUGUAUAAUGUAACCAUCAGAAGAAACUAUUUCAUCAAUCACCGAUUCAAUGUCACAGUCUAUGCUCGUCUUCCUGUUCCUGUCAUCAGCAGAGACUCUUCACAGUGUUCAUCAUCAUGUUGUUCAUUGUUGUGUUCGGUGGUGAACGUGGGUCACGUGGCUCUCUCCUGGUACAAAGGAAACAGUUUAUUGUCCAACAUCAGUGUGUCUGAUCUCAGCAUCAGUCUCUCUCUACCUCUGGAGGUGGAAUAUCAGGAUAAAAACACCUACAGCUGUGUGAUCAACAACCCCAUCAGAAACCAGACCACACAUCUGAACAUCAGUGAAGUUUGUCCAGCAGUUCACAUCAGUUGCUGUGAUACAGUUGAAGCUGUCAUCCGAUUGGUCGCCACUGCUCUGGUGGGCGUGGCCGCUGCAGCUGCUUCUGUUCUCCUGAUCAACGACAUCAGAUCUUCAAGAAGUUAACUAAUUACUUCAGCAUUUCAUUUCACCCUGCUUUUUUGUUCCCUUUUUAUUGUUACAGCAACCCCACAAAUACAAGAGUAAAAAUAUUUGUUACGGUUUUUAACGAAAGCUGAAAGUAUGAAAUACCUAUGAGUCGCAUGCUUUUAUUUUAAUUAAAGAGGCUUUAAUUGAACGUAAAACAGCUGUAAGCAACAUAUUUUAAAAAACGCGAAGACAAUAUGAAUGGACAAAUUUCAUAAACCUGUUCAUUUUGAAGACUUCUCUUCCUUUUUGUUUCUUUCACUUUAUUCUGCUCUUUUUCUCGUGAGAUUACACGGACAAAAAAGGGCUGGCUUGACUCGUAAUGAAUUCGAACUCGAUGAUAUCGGUUAUAACUUGGCCAGCUCCUCACAUCUUAUUUGCUGAGCCGUUGACAAGGUUUGAUAUAGCGCCACGUCGUCUAACUGGAAAAUGCUUUUGUGCGGCCAUGAGCGUGCUGAUCUUAAAAAACAGGUGUGUUCAGGUGCAUUGGUGGCGUUUUGCUGUUUUGAGGACCAUAGACCAAGUCAAACACAAAGCUUAUUACACACAGGGAUGCAAAGCAGCACACAACUAAAGGAUUGCAGUGCAAUCUUAAUAUCAUUAUUGAUGUGGCUCUUUAGUAGAUCACCUAGCAACCACACAGCACAUUUAUCACACACACACACACACACACACACACACACACACACACACACACACACACACACACACAUAUAUAUAGCAGUAAAUUAUCCAUGCAUAAUUGCAGCUUGUAAAAAAAUAUGCUUUUUUAAAUUUAAAUCUGUCACUUGUCUUUGUCCUUGAAAUGGACAGAUCACUGAAGCUCGUCACAAAAGCGAUAGACAUGUGGCAAGACGUGUGAAAACUAGUGUUCUGCUCAAACUAACUAUUUUCACUCCAUACGCGUACUCGCUUACAUCAGCAGAAAUAUUUGCACGGUUUUUCAUUUCCGGUGAGACAGUUUAACAGCACUCUUUCAGCAAAAAUAAAAAAAAAAGUGUCACAUCAAGUGUUAAAAUUGUUUUUAUGCUACAUACUGUCACGCGAG
Molecule: messenger RNA, 2229 nt
Organism: Puntigrus tetrazona (Sumatra barb)
Lineage: Eukaryota; Metazoa; Chordata; Actinopteri; Cypriniformes; Cyprinidae
Product: SLAM family member 5-like
Exons: 4
Coding region: 402-1160 (252 amino acids)
Source: RefSeq, a predicted model, not a curated record